Molecule: messenger RNA, 1410 nt
Organism: Talaromyces rugulosus
Lineage: Eukaryota; Fungi; Ascomycota; Eurotiomycetes; Eurotiales; Trichocomaceae
Exons: 6
Coding region: 1-1410 (469 amino acids)
Biological process (GO): transport
Molecular function (GO): transporter activity
Source: RefSeq, a predicted model, not a curated record
AUGGCUUCCCUUAUGGCUAGAGCCCCUACGUGCAUAACGGCUACUGUGCAUAUGACCGAAUAUGAUAAACCCUUUAUCGGAGAGCUCAGCUUUUGGCACUUUAAUUUGAUCCUGUCCGGCGCUAGCACAGCAAUUGUCUGGGUGUUAAUGUUUAGUUUAAUGGCGGAGCAUGCAUGUCAUCUCAGCAACCCAGCAGAACAGCUCAAGAUUAUGAGAAUCAUCAAUAUGCUGCCGUCCUAUUCAAUGGUCUCAUUCGCUUGCAUCCUCUGGCCCGAAGCCUACGUCUAUCUGAGUGGAUGGGUCGAGGUUUUCCAGGCAAUCGCGCUUUACGCCUUUCUCAUGCUGCUCAUUGAUUUCCUUGCGCCAAGUGACGAAGAACGCAUCUCGUUUUUCGCAUCUCUCCGGGUGAGAAAGACGUUUAAAAAGGAUAAAUACAGAGAGGGACUUUCCUGGCUCAAGCUCUCCUAUUACAGCGUGCUGCAGUACCCAUUCGUCGUUUUAAUUUGCGCCAUCGCUCAAUGUGUCCUUCAGUCAUUUGGUGCCUACUGCCUCGAUUCCGACUCGCCCUUGUUUGGCCAUAUCUGGACCGAAGUUUUCGCCAAUCUUUCCGUUUCGUUCGCUAUCAAUGCCAUCAUCAGAUUCUACCAAAAUACCAAAGAUUACAUCAAGGAACAAAAGCCUUUGCUAAAAUUGCUAUCCUUCAAGCUCAUGGUUGGACUAAUCUUUUUGGAACAAAUUGCUUUUAUGGUUCUUGAGGCAACAAAAGUUCUUUCACCAACAGCGUCAAUCAGCUACGCGGAUAUCAAAAUCGGAUUACCCAACCUGAUCAUCUGUGUCCAAAUGGUGCCAUUUGCCUUUUUCAUUCGCUACGCUUUCAGUGCCAAGCCCUACAAGCUGAACAGCAAAAUGCUCAAUGAAGAUUCCGAGAUGGGCGAUUUAGAUAAACUACUCAGCGGUCCUCUAGGAGGAAACAGACUGGGCAGGAAAUUCCAGCAGAGAUCCUACCAAGGUGGGCCUGGAGGAAUCUCCGCGUGGCUUGCCUACUUGAACCCGUUUGAAAUGAUCCAAGACGGGAUCGGCAUGUACAAGCUGUUGCAAGAGGUUCGCAUUAGAAAGCAAACCGUGGAGGCUUGCCCAGAUCCCGAGCCCACGGCAGGCGAUGUAAACAUCGCACCUCAGGAUGACGAACACCCUGCUGCGCACGACUCACAACCUAUGACCCAGUCUGAACAAACAACCGCUUAUUCGCCACUAAACACGCAAUACGAGCAUCCGAUGGAGAAUUUGGCAGCAGGACACAACUAUAGUUAUCCUGCUACGCAGUACGGGCAAUCCACGGAAUAUGGCCAGCCAAAUACGAGAUAUGAUGACUACACGUCCAACACAGAAUAUCGCCGAACAAAUUACUAG